Vigna radiata var. radiata (mung bean) is the source of this 2691-nucleotide messenger RNA. RefSeq lists its product as uncharacterized. The coding region runs from base 1 to 2691 and encodes 896 amino acids. The record is from RefSeq and is a predicted model, not a curated record. NCBI's taxonomy places the organism in Eukaryota, Viridiplantae, Streptophyta, Magnoliopsida, Fabales, Fabaceae. Gene Ontology annotation, cellular component: intracellular membrane-bounded organelle. The transcript has a single exon.
AUGGAGCCUCUUGCAUUAUUUCUUUUCUCCAUCAUCUCCCUUAGCACUUUCUCAUCUCAUGCUUCUCAACUCACUUACACAGAUCAUUGUGCUUCUGUUGUUCCAAACUCAACCCCCAAUGAGUCCAAAUUCAAAGACUUCCCACAUGGUCCAUUCCAAGUGGCUUACUACCUUGGUGGUGACACAAUCGUUGGUGCUGACACUUUCCAGAAACUGAGACAGAAACAAGCUACCCUUCGAUUCAAGAAUGUGUAUGAAACCGAUGUCUUUGGCAUACACAAAGUUGGACUUACCUUGAUAGUCAGAAGUGCCAGCUCCUAUUACCGUGUGGGAAACUUCACGCGUGGGAAAAGAUUGAAGAAUCGUAAGCGUUUUCCAAGCUCAGUAACGUUUACUCUUGAUGGGUUUUGGUCAGAAUCUUCUGGGAUGAUUUGCAUGGUUGGAGCAGGAACUGGCUAUAGCAUGCAACGAUUGGAGGUUGUUCUCAAGCUUUACAAUGUUGUUAAUUCGAGGAAUAAUAUUUCUACUCUGGUUACUGGAAGCUUGGAGAGUUUGAGUCCUCGGCAUGAGGUGAGUUAUUUCGAACCCAUCUCUUUGUUUAUUUUUCCAAGAAUGGAUUAUGACUUUAGUUUGGAUACAAAAGAAGCAAAAAAUGAGUAUUCCGAUGAAGGUGAAGUAGUACCUGGUUUAUCUAUUAAUCCGGCUAGUUUUUGCUCAAACAUUUCUCCAAUGAUUAAUGGAAAAUUUGAUCUGCAAUACCAAAGUGAGUGCAGCUCUGCAAAGAAUUGCAGUCCUGUUGGGGGGGAUGCAAACCAAUUGCCCUAUAUUAUGUCUCUGAAAGAAUUGGUUUGUUUAGAUGUUAAGCAUAGGGUGAGAGUAUUGAUUGGGUUUCGUAGUAGUGGUGGUGCUAGAUGGUCUUUCAAUCCUAAUGCUACCUUAGUUGGAGAAGGGUGGUGGGAUGAGGAAAUGAACCAACUUUACAUAGUUGGUUGCCAUUUCUUGGGAAUGGAAGAAUCAAUGGCAAAUGUUCAUGUGGGUAAUUGCUCAACUAGAAUAAGCUUGAGGUUUCCAAAGAUUUGGUCGAUGAAUGACGCAAGUAGCAUUGUAGGCCAGAUUUGGAGCAACAAAACUGUGGGGGACUCAGGUUAUUUCAAGAGGAUUGUUUUCAGAAGUUUUCACAACAGUGGAGUUGAAAUUUCUGGCACAAAGUAUGAAUAUUUGCUACUUGACAGAGUGAGAAAGAUGUGCCCAAGACAAGAACCUCAUAAGAACAAGGGAUUGAGGUAUCCAGAUGUUUAUUCUUCGGACAUGAGAUUUGACAUGUCAGUUAGAAUCUCUAAGAGGAGAGUGGCAUGGGGUUAUUCUGCUCCGUUGGUUGUCAAUGAUCAGAUCCAAGAGUUGAAUUCAGAGGGAACCUUUACUUCUAAUUCCAGCUAUACAAUCCCAUCUAAUUCUUCAAAUUCACACAGCAAUGGCUUGUACAAUGUUAGCUACAGAAUCAGCAUGAAUCUACUACCUAAUGCCAGGUUAGGUGCACAGAAGUCUAUGUUAAAUACAACAACAAAUGUGACUGAGGCAAUGAAUGUUUCAGCUGAGGGAAUUUAUGAUGCUGAAUCUGGAAGCUUAUGUAUGGUAGGUUGCAGAAGUCUUGGCUCAAAUAACGAAAUACCAUCCACAAAUUCUUUGGAUUGUGAGGUUAUGGUCAAGUUUCAGUUCCCACCACUUGAUACAAACAAAAAUGAAGAUUACAUUAAAGGAAGUAUAGUAAGCACACGAGAAAAUUCAGAUCCUCUUUACUUCAAACAACUGGAUUUGACUUCAGCUGCAUUUUACACGGCAGAAGCAUCAAGAACCUUAAAGAAAGUAGAUAUGGAGGUCAUAAUGAUUCUAGUUUGCACAACACUAGCAUGUGUAUUUCUGGGUUUGCAACUCUACCAUGUGAAAAGAGAUCCUGAUAUGGUUUCCUCAAUCUCCUUUCUCAUGUUAUUGAUUCUUACUUUGGGAAAUAUGGUACCCCUUGUUCUGAACUUUGAAGCACUAUUUGCACAAAAUCAUGACAAGAAAAGCAUUUUGCUUGGAAAUGAAUUGCUUGAAGUAAAGGAAAUUUCUGUAAGGCUAAUUGUAAUGGUGGGUUUCUUGUUGCAACUCCGUCUCUUGCAGCUAAUAUGGUCAGCAAGAAAGAAUGAUACAAAACAAAUGGAGCUUUGGAUUGCUGAGAAGAGGGUUCUCUGUGUGAUUUUUACCUUACAUGCAGCAGGGUUCUUGAUUACAUUUCUUGUACACCAAAACAAUACCCUUCAUGAACUUCAGUCCUUUUGGGAGAACUUGAAAUCUUAUACAGGACUGGUACUAGAUGGCUUUCUCUUGCCUCAAAUUUUGCUAAAUUUGUUAAGGAAUUCCAAGGGAAAUGCUCUUUCUUGUUCAUUUUACUAUGGAAUCAGUUUGGUCAAAGCAAUUCCCCAUGCAUAUGAUCUCUUUGAGGCUCUUGUGUAUGUGGAUGGCUCAUCCUUAUAUGAGGAUGAAAUUGCAGACUAUUACUCCACUGCUUGGGAUAUAGUCAUUCCUCUGGUGACCCUUUUGUUUGCUGUAAUCAUACAUUUGCAGCAACGCUUUGGUGGUUGCAUCAUUAUUUCUUGGAGAAUAAAGGGCAAAGAAGAAUAUGAAAAGGUGCCUGUGCUGACUGAAAGAUAG